CUCCACUUCUCCGCCCGAACCAUGACUCUUCAGGCUCGUCAAGACAUCAUUACCGAGAGCCUCGCUCAGCCCCCUCGCAACAUCAAGUUCCCCAGUGAGAAUGGUCGUGUCCAGACCGUCUCGGAGAUCUUUGGCCAGAAUGUCUUUUCUCUCAAGGAGAUGGAGAAGAGCUUGCCCAAACCUGUCUUCAAGACCUUCAUUCGCCAAGUCCGUGGUAACCAAACCCUCGACAAGGUUACUGCCGAUGCCAUUGCUCACGCUGUCAAGGUCUGGGCCCUUGAGCGUGGCGCAACUGAUUUUACCCAUUGGUUCCAGCCUUUGAACGACUCCACUGCCGAAAAGCACGAUUCUUUCCUUACCCUGAAGACCAACCACAUCAAUGGAUUCGAAGAGGUUACUGCCAUCGAUACUUUCUCUGGAUCCCAGCUGCUCCAGUCCGAGCCCGAUGCUUCUUCCUUCCCCUCCGGUGGAAUGCGCACUACAUUCGAAGCUCGUGGAUACACUGUCUGGGAUACCAAGAGCCCCAUGUUCGUUCAGAACGGUCCCCACGGUACAACCAUCCUUUACAUUCCUUCCGUCUUCAUUUCCUACAAUGGAGAAGCCAUGGACGAGAAGUCUGUUCUGUUGAGAUCUUCCGAAGUUCUCUCAAAGACUGCUCUCGAGACUCUUGACCUUAUUGAGCCCGUUGAUGAAGACCAUCCUCGCACCAAGCAUGUAUUCACCACCCUCGGUACUGAGCAGGAGUACUUUUUGAUCGAUCGUGGUCUGUACUCUCUCCGCCCUGAUCUUAAGAUCACCGGCCGUACUCUCAUCGGUGGCCUCCCUCCCCGUCACCAGCAGUUGGAGGAUCAUUACUUUGGUAAGAUGCCCACCCGUGUGUUGGCUGCAACCAGUGAGUGCGAGCUUGAGUUGGCCAAAUUGGGUGUCCCCAUCAAGACUCGUCACAACGAAGUCGCCCCUGCCCAGUUUGAGGUUGCACCCAUCUUCGAAGAGGCUAUCCAGGCUGUCGAUCACAACUUGUUGACCAUGGAUGUCCUGCACCGUGUUGCCCAUCGUCACAAGCUCAAGGUUCUCUACCACGAGAAGCCUUUCCGUGGUGUGAACGGUUCCGGAAAGCACUGCAACUGGAGUAUGUCCACUGACCAGGGUGAUAACUUGCUUGACCCCUCUGCUGCUCCUGAGCACAACUACCGCUUCUUGAUCUUCUUGGUUGCUGUUCUCAAGGGUGUUCUUGAUCACGGUGAUCUUAUGCGCGCCAGUAUCGCCUCUGCCUCUAACGAUCACCGUCUCGGUGCUCACGAGGCCCCCCCUGGCAUCAUCUCUGUCUUCCUCGGAAGCCACCUUAACGAGGUUCUCGAUGCUAUCGAGGAGAACCGCCCUGUCAACGAUCUUGCUGCCGGAACCCAGCUCCAGCACAUCCGUGUCCAGGGUACCGUGCUCGACUUGAAGGUCGCCACUCUGCCCAGCAUUGCUCGUGACACCACCGACCGUAACCGUACUUCUCCCUUUGCCUUCACCGGUAACAAGUUCGAGUUCCGUGCCGUCGGUUCCAAGCAGUCUCCCUCUUUCCCCGUCACUGUUCUCAACUCUGCCGUUGCCUCUGCUCUCCAGGAGGUCAACGCCGCUCUUACCAAGCAAAAGGGCACCAAGGCCGUGGCUUCGGAUGCCGACAAGGUUAUCGUUAUCCGCGAGUUCAUCAAGAAGACCAAGGCCAUCCGUUUCGAGGGCGACAACUACUCUGACGAAUGGGUCACCGAGGCUGCCAAGCGUGGUCUGCCCAACAUCCGCAAGAGUGUCGAUGCAUUCGGCUGCAUCUUGAAGAAAGAGAACGCCGAUAUGUUGAAGCGUCUUGGUGUCUUCUCCGAUGUCGAGCUCCACUCGCGUUUCCACAUCUUGACCGAGAAGUACGCCAAGGAUGUUGCCAUCGAGGCCCAGACCAUCUUGACCAUGGUCACCCAGCAGAUCCUGCCUGCUGCCUACAGCUACCGCCGUGAGCUUGCCGAGUCGGCUGCUUCCAUGAAGUCGAUCGGUAUUGAGGCCAAGGCCGAGCUCCGUGUGUUGAACAUCCUGAGCCCCAUUGUCGAGGCUCUCCAGGACCACAACGAUGCUCUUGACCAGCUCAUGGUCAAGCUCGAUGAUAUUGUCGAAGUCGAGAAGUUGGCUAUUGCCUGUAACGAACAGGUUGGCCCCGCCAUGGAGCGUGUACGUGAGCAAGCCGACAAGCUUGAGCGUUUGGUGGCCGACAAGUUGUGGCCCUUGCCCAAGUACAACGAGCUCUUCUUCAACAUCUAAAUCGAGUCUAUCCCUAUCUCUUUGUGUGUGUAUGUUUGCUAUUGGGGGUAUCUGUAGUGUGUAGUGUGUAGUGUGUAGUGUGUAGUGUGUAAAUAUAUCUAUCUAGCUAUCUAUCGAUUUAUCUAUAUAUCUGUCUGUCUGUUUUUCUUUCUCCUUCAUAUGUGUUUGCUUCUUACUUUUUAAAAAAAAAUUAGUUUUAAUGCCUUUGAUUCAAAAUUGAGACUAUAUGAAAGCAAAGAAAGAUAUAUAUAUACAAAUAAUGAUAAUAUAAAAGAAAUCUCUCUCUCUC
Phycomyces blakesleeanus NRRL 1555(-) is the source of this 2581-nucleotide messenger RNA. RefSeq lists its product as hypothetical. The record is from RefSeq and is a predicted model, not a curated record. Lineage: Eukaryota; Fungi; Mucoromycota; Mucoromycetes; Mucorales; Phycomycetaceae. Bases 22 to 2292 code for a protein of 756 amino acids. The transcript is spliced from 4 exons. Gene Ontology annotation, molecular function: glutamine synthetase activity.